Molecule: messenger RNA, 2526 nt
Organism: Gastrolobium bilobum
Lineage: Eukaryota; Viridiplantae; Streptophyta; Magnoliopsida; Fabales; Fabaceae
Product: cation/H(+) antiporter 15-like
Exons: 3
Coding region: 1-2526 (841 amino acids)
Biological process (GO): proton transmembrane transport; regulation of pH
Cellular component (GO): endomembrane system; membrane
Molecular function (GO): antiporter activity
Source: RefSeq, a predicted model, not a curated record
AUGGACAACGUUGCGAAGGAACCGUUUAAUAUGUCAGAUGGAUCAGUAAUUUGCUAUACACCAACUUUGGCAACAACAAAUGGUGUAUGGCAGGGAGAUAACCCUUUAAAUUUCUCCCUCCCUCUCUUCGUCUUGCAAUUAACGUUAGUUGUUCUUUCCACACGUUUCUUUCUUUUCCUCCUCAAGCCAUUUCACCAACCCCGUGUAAUUGCUGAAAUCAUAGGUGGAUUGCUGUUGGGCCCAUCAGUGCUUGGUAGAAAUGAGAAAUAUGGAAGUACUGUAUUCCCUCUAAAAAGUGUGGUGGUGCUUGAGACAAUGGCAAACAUAGGUGUCAUAUACUUCUUGUUCCUAGUUGGGUUAGAGAUGGACCUUUCUUUUAUCAAACGCACUGGAAAAAAGACUGUGUCCAUAGCCCUUGCUGGUAUGAUAUUGCCAUUUUUAGUUGGUGUUGGUGUCUCCUUUUUAUUAAGAGACAGAGAGAAAAAUAUGAGCAUGGGCAUGGGCAGCUAUAUCCUUUAUCUUGGUAUUACUUUAUCUGUGACUGCAUUCCCAGUGCUUGCUCGCACACUUGUUGAGCUGAAACUUAUCAACACAGAGCUCGGCAAGCUUGCCCUCUCAACUUCUCUCAUCAGUGAUGUGUGUGCCUGGAUUUUGCUUGCUCUAGCUAUUGCUUUAUCAGAGCAACAUAUUAGUUCCUGGGCCUCCAUUUGGGUUAUACUAUCAAAUGUUGUUUUUGUUGCUUUCUGCAUUCUUAUUGUUAGACCAACAGUUAAGUGGAUGAUCAAGAGAACCCCAGAAGGAAAACCCUUCAGUGAGUUCCAAAUAUGUAUGGUGCUCAUUGGAGUUAUGAUCUCAGCCUUCGUUACGGAUGUACUUGGAACACAUUCUGUUUUUGGAGCUUUUGUAUAUGGCCUAGUAAUUCCAAAUGGCCCACUUACAGCUGCUAUAAUAGAAAAGCUUGAAGAUUUUGUUUCCGGGCUUUUACUCCCACUUUUUUAUGUCAUUAGUGGGCUUAAGACUGAUAUCAACUCAAUCAGUGCAGCUGGUAGAUGGUUGAUAGUACUCAUGGUGAUUCCUCUUGCUUGUUUGGGCAAGAUCCUCGGGACUACUCUUAUUUCAGCCUUUUUCCAGAUACCAACCCGUGAUGGUAUUGUUCUUGGUUUACUUAUGAAUACUAAAGGCCUUAUUGAAAUUAUUGUGCUCAAUGUUGGGAGGGAACAAAAGGUCUUGAGUGAGGAAAUAUUUUCAAUUAUGAUUGUUAUAACGCUUAUAAUGACCGGAAUAAUUCCACCCAUUGUGACAUUAAUUUAUAAGCCAAGAAAAAGGCUCAUACCUUACAAAAAGAGAACAGUGCAAAAUUCAAGACUUGAUGCAGAGUUUCGGGUGCUGGUGUGCAUUCACGCACCUAGAAAUGUGCCUACAAUAAUUAAUCUCAUCGAAGCAACCCACCCCAACAAAAGGUCUCCCAUAUGUGCUUAUGUGCUCCACUUGGUUGAACUCACUGGUAGAGCUUCUGCUAUGCUCAUUGUCCAUGCUGAUCAACAAUCAGGACGCCCAGCCCUCAACAAAACACAAGCACAAACCGACCACAUUAUCACAGCAUUUCAGAACUUUGAGAAACACGUUGGUUAUGUCUCAGUCCAACCCUUGACAGCUGUUUCCCCUUACUCCACCAUGCAUGAAGACAUAUGCAAUUUGGCAGAGGAGAAAAGGGUAUCCAUCAUCAUCAUUCCUUUCCAUAAGCAACAAACAGUUGAUGGAGAUAUGAAGGACACAAAUCCAGCAUUCAGAAUGGUGAACCACAACUUAUUACAGAACUCUCCUUGCUCAGUUGGUAUACUUGUUGAUAGAGGCCUUAACGGUUCCAACCGCUUAACAGCAAAUCAAUCAUCUCAUCAGGUUGCUGUGUUGUUUUUUGGAGGACCAGAUGAUAGAGAAGCACUUUCCUAUGGAUGGAGAAUGUCAAGGCAGCAAAGGGUACGCCUCACUGUCAUGCAUUUCAUUCCAGGCAAGGAUGCAACUAGGCCUCCACCUACAGAUCAGUUAAACACUGAGGAUGAACUAGACAAUCAAAACACAAAUACUGGGAAGAGUGACAACAAAAUGGAUGAGGAGUUUAUUAAUGAGUUCAGAAUGAUGGCUGCAAAUGAUGACUCAAUUGUUUACAUGGACAAGGUUGUAAAUAAUGGGGAGGAAACAGUAUCUGCUAUAAGAUCAAUGAACAAUGUCAAUGACCUCUUCAUAGUUGGGAGAGGUCAAGGUACAAGUUCACCACUAACGGAUGGCCUAACAGAUUGGAGUGAAUGCCCCGAGUUGGGAGCCAUUGGGGAUUUGUUAGCUUCAUCAGACUUUGAAACAACAGCUUCAGUGUUGGUGAUACAUCAAUAUGUUGAGCAAGGAACAGAAGGUGAGGACAUUUUUGUAACUGAAAAACCAUGGCAAACAAGUGAAAACUAUCAUAAUGUAAAACAACAUAUGGGAAGAUAUACAACAGCGCCAGUCUAUAUUGGACAACCUCUAUUCUAA